This is a messenger RNA of Gryllus bimaculatus (two-spotted cricket), 405 nucleotides long. The record is from the annotation of a GenBank genome assembly. NCBI's taxonomy places the organism in Eukaryota, Metazoa, Arthropoda, Insecta, Orthoptera, Gryllidae.
AAUCGAUCGGCGGCGGUGGCUCCGCGUGAGAAGAGCGAGCGACGUGCGCCCGAAUCGAUCUUGCGACCUGGACAUCGCGGUGGGCCGGCCGUCGCGGCAGAGCAGCGCCGGUGCCCGACGGACACGGUAGCAGUUCGUCUGUCGCCCGCGCGGGACGCCUCCGGGACAGCGCGCUUUCUCAAGGUUGGGGACUUCGGUCCUGCCGAGAAGCUGUGGCCAUGUGGCUAUCUAAUAGUUAAGGAAAGUGAGCCAUCCCCCGUUCCUGGCAAUCUUACAAAAACAUUUAGAGAUUUGGAGAUGAAAUACCCAGAUCUUACUUUGGAUGAUAUAGUGUUUGAUGUUGUGAGAGAACGAGAAGAUGAAAGUUUUGAAUUCGAAACCCCUGCAAGAUAUAUUAAGGGUUCC